Raphanus sativus (radish) is the source of this 1834-nucleotide messenger RNA. RefSeq lists its product as uncharacterized. The coding region runs from base 1089 to 1421 and encodes 110 amino acids. NCBI's taxonomy places the organism in Eukaryota, Viridiplantae, Streptophyta, Magnoliopsida, Brassicales, Brassicaceae. The record is from RefSeq and is a predicted model, not a curated record. The transcript is spliced from 3 exons.
CUAACCUCAUUAAUAGCACCGUUUCGCCUUUAUUCCUCUGAAACUAUAUAUAAUACUCUUCUUCAAAUUUUAAUCUCAAUCAAAACUCUUUGUGCUCUCUACGAUGAAUCCCAACGGAGAAUCCACUGUCUCCGGAGGAAACAAGACGGCAAGGCCGUUAUCUCCUCUCCCAAUCUGAUUGAACCAAUCGUGAACACUGGUGUCUCAUCCGGUUGAUCGAUCAGCAAAACGUGUGUCUCCUCCGGCGUAUCCGGUGUCUUUUCCGGCGUAUCGAUCAAAGCUAGGGGCAAAGUCGCUGCCUCCUCUACCAUGCCGAACAAGCCAAACGUUCGCAGCGCUGUUUCUUCCGGCAAAGUUUAUGAAUCGAUGUUCUUCGAAGACGUCACUCUCGGACCACAUGAAGGAGAGGUUAGGUUUCGGCUGAUCCAUUAUCAGAAAUUAGAUCUUAUAAAUCAUAUCAACAUGCAUUGAAAAUGUUAGUGUUGUGUCGUUGAAACUUUCCAUACAGCAUUCGCAGUUAAGAGGCUCCUCUGUUCCAUAAUGCAUUCGAACUUCUCUUACAUUAAUAAUAAAUUUGAAAUCUACACUUACGUUCAAUACUGUUCUGUUUAACCAGUAAAAUUCACAAAACAAAUUAAAGACACUAUUAUAUAAAGCCGCAUUUAUGUGAACUCUGUAAAAACAAUAAUAUUAUAAGAUUCAUUUUCUGCUUAACAAUGGAGGCAGAACUCGAGGUGAGUAGGGCAAGUACUAUUAUUAUCAGUAGUACUUCUUUAUAUCUCGGCAUUCCUCUUCUUGCAAGCAUUGGUUCAGAUUCCAAAAGGUUAAAUCUUUAUACUUUUUCUUUUCUUUUAUAUUCUAUUCUUUCUUUGAUCAACACUGCAUGAAUGAAUCAUAUAAUAAUAAUCAGUUUUGAUUCAGACAUGUUAUUCUUUGAUUGUACUCACAGUUUUGGUAACUUUUUUAAAAAAUGAUAAUAUUUAUUGUUGUGUAGAAAACAGAGAGAAGAAGAGCACUGUGAAGUAUUAUCAAUGGAGAAAGAGAUUUACAGAAUAUAUAAUUCAAGAGAAGGGAUAUAAUGUGUUUGGAUGUUUAUGAACAGCAUGUUUGAUUUCAGACAUGGUGGAUCUAUCCAUAAGCUUUUGAUGGAUAAGAAACGUGGAAGCAAAAGAAUCGUAGGUGUUGAGACUAUGGUGGAGAAGCAGCUUACCUGUGACUGCUACUUUGAGAGUGAAGCUGAAAUGCAGUGUGUCAAGAACCUCACUGAAGAGGAAGAGACUCAGCAAAAGUGUGAUACUAAAUGCAGAGGAAAGACAAGGAGAAGAAGAGAAGAAGAACAUGCAGCAAAACCAACAGUGAGGAUGUUAAUGAUCAUGCAGACAAGAAACCAGAGGAUCAUCAGAGGGAUGCUGACUCAGUAGAUGAUUAUUCAGAAGAGAAGUUCAGUGAGUUGAUACAGUGGCGAGGUAGAGAACUGCAAGAGCCUUGUGGAUGCAUCUCAGUUCUUGGAUUCUAAACAAGGAUCAUUCCGGGACAUUGGUACUUCACCAGUUUCAGGAGAUUCUCAGAGAAUCAAAGAAACACAAACAAUUGUAAUCUUGAAGCCUGAACCAAAUGGACUGGUUCCUGGUUCAUCACCUGGAACACAAACUACAUGCAACAAUGCGAAAAGUGGGAAAUCCGGUUCUCGCUUCAUUCUCAGUAGAAUCAGAAGAAGACUAAAAUCUUCUGCUAAGAAGAAUCCAUGUAAUGCUGAUUGUAAUUAUCCUUUUUUUGCUGCUACAAUGUUGUUGUUGUAAUUAUCAUAAUGAUAGUGACAUACACAUGUCCAAAA